GUCGAAGACGAGAAAAAGCGACAGAAAGAGGCCCGCCAUAAACAAUUUGAUAAGAACCGAAAUCUCAAUUUCUCAUCUCUCGCUAAAGAUGCGGUUAAGCGAGACGAAGCGUUUGAUGAAGAUGCGAGUUCCGAAGAUGAGGAUGGAACGUCCAAACUGGUCGAUGGAGUGGUUGCAGGUCAUAAAGAUAACUCGCGUCGAGCGUACUAUAAAGAGUUCCGCAAGGUUAUCGAAGCUGCCGACGUGAUUCUGGAAAUAUUGGAUGCACGUGAUCCACUGGGUUGCAGGACCAAACAGGUCGAGAGGAUGAUUAAUGACAGUGGAUCUGCAAAGAGAGUAAUAUUGAUACUUAACAAAAUUGAUCUUGUUCCGCGAGAGAAUGUUAUGCAAUGGCUUGCAUAUUUGCGUAAGGAGUAUCCAACAGUUGCUUUCAAAUCCUCAACACAAAUUCAGCGUAAAAAUCUUGGUCAUGCGUCUGGAUCUGUCGCCACCGUGUCUGAUAACAUUCUGCAUGGUAACGAAUGCUUAGGCGCAGACAUGUUGAUCAAGCUUCUUAAAAAUUAUUCGCGCAGUUGUGAUAUUAAAACUUCUAUCACCGUUGGAAUAAUCGGAUACCCUAACGUUGGAAAAUCGUCUGUAAUCAAUUCAUUGAAGCGAUCCAGAGUUUGUGGGGUCGGUGCUACGCCAGGUUUAACAAAGUCGGCCCAAGAGAUUCAUCUCGACAAAAACAUAAAAUUAUUGGACUCUCCGGGUAUCGUGUUUAGUAGAGAUCCGAAGGAUGAUAAAUAUGCCGGAAUUCUACUAAGAAAUUGCGUUAAAAUCGAAUUAUUAAAUGAUCCAAUCCAACCAGUUGAGGCUAUCGUCUCUCGGUGUAAUCCGCAACAGCUUGUGAGCAGAUACAAUGUUCCAAUUUUCAGGGAUGCUCGUGAGUUCCUCAUACUUCUCGCUCGCCAACGGGGCAAGCUGAGACGCGGAGGUAUUCCGUGCUUAGAAUCGGCCGCCAGAAUUAUCUUACAAGAUUGGAACACCGGAAAGAUACCUUAUUAUACCGUGCCACCGGCCGUACCCAAGACGGAUUCAAUAAUUGAUAGUACCAUCGUCUCAACUUGGAGUAAAGAAUUUGAUCUGGAAGGGGUGUGCAAUGAUGCAGAAGACAAGGUUCUCCUAGGAGUAAAAAGUAAAAGCGAUUUCGGUGGAGUCAUAGAAAUGUCAGGAGAGGAGCUCCCCGAGGUUGAAAUGGAAGUUUACGAUGACGAUGAGAAUGAUGAACCUGAAAGUUUCAUGGACGAUGAUGAGGAGGACAAUGCUUCUAGAACAAAUUCCUUAAAGUCAGUUGAGAAAUCAUCCAUUCCAAUUGUCGCCCAGUUUAAAACGAGUGCAAAAGGGGAAACAUCGAAGAAAGAUGACGAUCCGCUCACGGUAUUGGAGCGGGAGAUCAAUCCGCAAAUCGCAAAAGACCGAAGAAAGGACAUCAAGAAACAAAAGAAAGCGCUAAAGAAAAUGCAGAAAAGGGUCACCUUUGAAGAUACCGAGAUGAAAGAUACCACAGUCGAAAAAGAAAAGGGCGAAGAUGAUCGAUACGAUUUUUCUGAAUUUUUUGGAGAAUUACCAAACGUUGAUCCUACCGGAAAAUACGAUGAGGAUGAAGAAGAUUUAUAG
Molecule: messenger RNA, 1659 nt
Organism: Acaulospora colombiana
Lineage: Eukaryota; Fungi; Glomeromycota; Glomeromycetes; Diversisporales; Acaulosporaceae
Source: the annotation of a GenBank genome assembly